GUCGGAUCCAAAUAAUACUCGAUACCCACACGCACUCUCACUCGUCACGUGUCUUCUAUAUGCAGAAAGAAAUCGGGUCAAGAAAUCGCAAUACUCUCCCCACCCACUCUCUCUCCCGACGUCUUCUUCAUCACUCCCUCUCUCUAUCUUUCUCUCUCUGUGUGUGUGUCUUUCUACCAAAAAGCCUAAAACCCAGUUGGUUUCACAGAAUUCUGUAUUUGGGUUUUUGUUUCCAUGGACUCUAACCGGCCGUAGACGCUCGUCGCCGGUUAACCCUCAAUGACUCUCCUCGAUUCCCCCACCAUCGAUUGCGUUCAACAACGCAUCAAACGGAAGCUCGAAGAUUUCAUCGACGAUGACCUCUCCUCCUCCGACUUAGUCUCCGUCAGGAUGAGAAAAGACGAUCCUAACCCCGACUCCCCUUCUUCUACUGCCACCCUCAAUUCCUUCCCUGAUCAAAUCACCACUCAUCAUCCUCAUUUCCAACCUAGGGCUUCUUCCAGUUCCAUUUGUUCUUUCCCCAAUUUCACCCAAUUCUUCGUUCGGAUGAUCUCAGGGGGUAAAACCCUAGUUCUCCAUGGAAACCCUGAAGAUAAAAUCAUGUCGAUCCACGAGAAAAUCCAAUCCGCCACUGGAAUUCCGUUGAUGGAGCAAAGGUUAAUUUAUGGCGGGAAGCAGCUUCACUGGGAGCAAAGCCUGUCUCAGUGUGGGAUCACAAACGACUCCGGGUUGCAUUUGGUUGGUCGAAUGCGAAGCACGGGACAUCCGCAAGCUUGGCAAGUCGUCGAUGAUUUAGUUUCCGUCAUCUGCAGGCUGUGUAAAGGCGAAAGAGGGGUUUGCAUAAAGUCUGUCAAAUCCAGGUUAAUGGAAUUCUUAAACAUGACACCCAAAGACGGAAUCGACCAUGCCGCUCCUUACCUGAAUAUAUUUCUCUCUUCAUCCGCCAUUGCAGCACUGGUAAUGCUUUACAUGUCACCCCAUACGGGCAACAAAGAAUGUGCCGAAGACUCGAUUCAGCAUUUCAUCAAAUCCAGUAGGAACGUGUUACCGAGACCUAUAUAUCCUGAGUUCGCACCUAUAGUAUUAGAGUUCUGUAAAUUGCUUGGUAGAGCUACUGCCCAUGAUGAUCCUCUAUAUAAACUAUGUCGAAGUAGUCUAGGUUCAAUGGUGGAGCACGUCAAAAUAGGUAGAAAUUCAAAAUACUACGAUGGUAGUAGCUACAAAAAGGUGGUCAUAGCAGUUCAAGAGAUUUUUCCAUUUGUAGACGAGCUUGCAAAGAAGCUAUCUGAAGGUUUGAUUUCAAGUAUGGAGUCCAAUUUUGGUCCUUCCCCAAAUGACGUCCGUGAUUUUGCAGCAUUUGUGCGACCUCUGAAGGAUGCAAUCGUUAGCCAGGUACCUUUUGGGACUCUCAUACCAAUGCCAUACAAUCAAAACCUCCCUUGUUACAGUGAGGAAGUCAAAUUUCUUUACAUGCUGUUUUAUGACUUAUUGGCAAACCUGCAAUUGUGUCUGAAUAAAGUGGAGGAUGUUGUAAAGAAAGAGAAAGGAGACGGUGGGUGGGAUCAAUACCUUUCUAUCUUAAAAGAGCUGCAUUACAUUUCUGAACUAUAUCAAGGUGCAGAAGAUUACUUUUGGACGAAUUUGAAAUCUUAUAAAGCUUCUUUAUGUUAUUUAAUCGUUCGAUAUGCGAAAAGGGGUGAUGAUUAUAAAUGGAUUCUUGAUCAUAAAGAUCUCACAGACUUUGAAUCUAGAAGGCAUCUGGUUAUGAUGUUGCUUCCAGAACUAAAAGAUGAAUAUGAAGAGCUUCAUGAGAUGCUUAUCGACAGAUCACAACUGUUAUCAGAAUCUUUUGAGUAUAUCGCACGUGCAGACCCCGACACUUUGCGUGGAGGGUUAUUUAUGGAAUUUAAAAACGAAGAAGCCACUGGUCCAGGGGUAUUAAGGGAAUGGUUUUUCUUGGUUUGUCAAGCUAUCUUUAAUCCCCAAAACGCCCUUUUUGUUCCUUGCCCAAAUGAUCGAAGAAGAUUCUUCCCAAAUCCAGCAUCUAAGGUGGAUCCAAUGCACCUUGACUACUUUAGCUUUGCAGGAAGGGUGAUCGCGCUUGCAUUGAUGCAUAAAAUGCAAGUUGGGAUUGUAUUUGAUAGAGCAUUUUUCUUACAGUUAGCAGGAAUGAAUGUCUGUUUAGAAGAUAUAAAAGAUGCAGAUCCGUAUCUAUACAACAGUUGCAAACAGAUACUGGAUAUGGAUCCAUGUGCAGUUGACGAAGAUACCCUUGGGUUGACAUUCGUUUGGGAGAGUGAAGAGUUAGGUUCCAUGAAAGUUCUAGAACUUCUUCCUGAUGGAAAACAGAUAACUGUAAACAGUAAAAACAGAAAGGAGUAUGUUGAUCUUUUGAUUAAACAUCGGUUUGUGACAUCUGUUUCACAACAGGUAACACAUUUUGCUCGAGGAUUUGCAGAUAUUGUUACAGAUGAAGAGAUUCAAAAAUGUUGUUUUAAAAGCUUAGAGCUUGAAGAUCUUGAUGGAAUGUUACAUGGUAGUGAAAGUGAUGUUUCUGUUGAUGAUUGGAAGGCACAUACAGAAUAUAAUGGAUAUAAAGAUACAGAUCCACAGAUUUAUUGGUUCUGGAAGAUUGUGGGGGGAAUGAGUGCGGAGCAACGGAAGGUUCUUCUGUUCUUUUGGACAUCAGUGAAGUAUCUGCCGGUGGAAGGGUUUGGUGGGUUGGCUUCAAGGCUUUAUAUUUAUAAGUCAAACGAGUCCUUUGACCGACUUCCUUCUUCUCAUACCUGCUUUUACCGGAUUUGUUUUCCUGCUUACUCAUCAAUGGCCAUGAUGCAACAACGCCUCAAUGUCAUCACCCAGGAGCAUGUUGGUUGUAGCUUUGGAACAUGGUGACAAUGCUCCCCUCCCCUCCGCUUGUACAGAAGAUAUUAUCUUUAUAUAUAUAUAUAAAUAGGGUAAAUUAUGAUGAAAUUUUCUAAUUAGACUUGCAUGAUAUGAUGUUUUCUUUUGUUUGUUGCCUUCGCUUGAUGCUAGGGUUUUUAGUCUUUGUGAUCAACUGUUUAUAUAUAUAUAUAUAAUAUAUAUGUUAUGUGGGGAAUAAAGAAGGCGGUUUUCUUCA
This is a messenger RNA of Lactuca saligna, 3121 nucleotides long. NCBI's taxonomy places the organism in Eukaryota, Viridiplantae, Streptophyta, Magnoliopsida, Asterales, Asteraceae. The record is from the annotation of a GenBank genome assembly.